Molecule: messenger RNA, 729 nt
Organism: Fomitiporia mediterranea MF3/22
Lineage: Eukaryota; Fungi; Basidiomycota; Agaricomycetes; Hymenochaetales; Hymenochaetaceae
Exons: 4
Coding region: 52-438 (128 amino acids)
Source: RefSeq, a predicted model, not a curated record
GCACUUGCUAGCAACGCAAAACUCGACCCACUCGGGCUAUAUUUCGGCACAAUGCUUUACUUGCUUUCCUUUCUAGCGUUCCUCUCACUCGUUAUUCUGCUGUCGGUCUAUUAUAGACACGUCUUGAUUCCUCACCUUCCUACUCGAAUCCGAACGCUAUUCCCCUCCCUAUCGCAUUAUCAGCCUCUCUCAACCUUCGCGGACCAGGUCCGCUCGGGAAUGAGUAGCUCCGCGUUCGACAUUGAAGCAAACAUCCACGAUGGCGACUCUCGCACUGGAUUGGAUGAACGUGACGUUCAAGAGGUGCAUGAUAUUAUGCGUAGGGAGCGAGUCAACUUUGAUCAGGCCAGGUUGAUUAGACACAACAGGAUACUUGCAGAGAACGGAAUUGAUUCGACGGGUAUGCCAACGGACGCGAAGGCCAUCACCCGUCUCUAAGUUUCGUUUCCUGACGUUUGCACCUUGUCUGUACUCUGGGCUAUCUAUUGGGAGGAGAUCUUGUUUGUUCUACCAUGUUUAAUCAGCUAUCAGCAUCCUGAGUAUAUUCGCUAUCAUUAAAUUAUGCGAUAGCGUCCGCUCUUCUUGCUCUCUCGUUUUUCACGUUCUCAGCUCCUCUAUCAUUCUCAUUCCCAUGGACAAUUGUACGUUGUACGGAAGUGCGUCAGUGUUUACGAGUAAUUCUGUUUCUUACUUAGUGUCCGUUCAAUAAUAUUAAUAUAUGAGCUCCGG